UCCGGCACACAGACAGACGGAUGAGCUUACGAUGGCCGUCAAGCUGUUUUCCUUGGCCGAUUAUGCCGUUCUUGUGGCGCUUCUUGGAGCAUCAGCUUUGAUUGGGAUCUUUUUCGCGUGGAAGGAUCGCAGAAAUGCCGACAGCAGACUGUUCCUCGUCGGAAAUCGACAGCUGCAGUUGAUACCAGUCACGCUGUCGAUGAUGUCCAACUUCCUGUCCUCUAUCACAAUCCUCGGCAUUCCAGCAGAGACCUUCGUCCACGGCGCUCAGUUUACAGUCAGUACGUUUGCAGUCGCCGUGGCCAUAUUCCUGGCAGCUGAGGUUGUUCUGCCCGUGUUCUACAAAAUGGACAUGAUCAGCGUAAAUCAGUAUUUGCAGCAACGCUUCCAAUCUGUACUCCUUCGUAAGGUUGCGUCGUGUCUAGUUAUAAUUCAAAUGUGCUUUUUCCAGGGCGUUGUACUAUAUGGGCCGUCCUUAGCACUGGGUUCCGUGACGGGACUGCCCGUCUGGUUAUCCAUCGUGUUAAAUGGGACAGUAUGUGCCUUCUACACCACAAUAGGAGGCAUCAAAGCUGUUGUAUGGACGGACGUCCUUCAAAUGGUCCUUAUGAUAUCAGGAUUCCUUCUCGUAAUCGUAAAGGGAAGUCUCCUGGUUGGAGGGAUUGCGGAAGUCUUUGAAAUAGCGAAACGAGAAGAACAGCUGGGAAUCUUUGACUUGAGUCUCGAUUUUCAGAAGACAUUUACCUUUUGGAGUGUAUUCUUUGGUUCCGGUAUCUUCUGGACGAUGGGAUACUGCAUAAAUCAAGCCAUGGUUCAGAGGUUCUGCGGGCUGUCAACACUGUCACGUGCCAGACAAGCACUAUAUUUAAAUAUGGCUGGCGUCAUUAUGACUAUGCUGAUGUCCUGCUUCUCUGGACUCGUUCUGUACGCUGUAUAUUACAAGUGCGAUCCCUUGAAGACUUCUCGCAUCAGGAAAUACGAUCAGUUGAUGCCACUACUCAUCACAGAUACCUUCCAUCAUGUUCCGGGUGUAUCAGGACUCUUCGUUGCAGCAGUGUACAGUAGCUCCCUGAGCACCAUGUCGUCCGGAUUCAAUGCCCUCGCUGCUCUCACUUGGGAGGACUUCCUCAAGGCCAAAAUCAGAAUGUCGCCGUCUCGCUCAUUGUUAUUUACAAAAGCAAUUGCGGCGUUUUACGGAUUUGUGACAAUGGCCAUAGCAUUCAUGGCUGGAAGCCUAACGUCCAUCCUGCAGGCUGCAGCGACCACGACUGGUGCCUUUAACGGUGCGCUUGGUGCGAUAUUCUUUAUUGGACUAGCUUUUCCAUGGUGCGGAAAAAAGACAGCGCUCGCGUCCUUGAUAGCCGGAUUGACAACGUCGUUGUGGGUAGCUGCAGGAACUCUUAUUUACCCAACGAUGCCUCCUGUACCGCGGACAACGGUGGUCGGUUGUACCUACAACUUUACUGUCACGGAAGCUGUACCUAAGCGAUACGCCUCAGGGGGAAUAAUCGAACUGUACCACAUUUCCUAUCUGUGGGUUCCUGUUAUCAGCUUCGUCGUGACCUCCUUCAGUGCAAUCGCCGUAACCGUAAUGACAGGUCUGCGCAGCGCAAACCCUGAGCCAGAACUAGUAACACCAUGCAUGAGAGGAUUGUACAAACGGUCUUCGAAAAAAGCUACAUCUACAGAGUCUGCAGACAUGGUGCAGAAAUCGAGUCACAGGGACACCACAAAGGAAUUACAAAAUGGCUACAGCAACUGUACUCCGACUGAAAAUGAACCUGAAAACAACUCAGAAACGUUAUCCACAAAUGUGUCAACGUACCUGUGAAUAUGCUGCUGCCCUCACGAUGGGGUUUCAUAUACCAAUAAAGAUGUUAA
This is a messenger RNA of Ornithodoros turicata, 1881 nucleotides long. RefSeq names its product sodium-coupled monocarboxylate transporter 2-like. Lineage: Eukaryota; Metazoa; Arthropoda; Arachnida; Ixodida; Argasidae. Bases 32 to 1831 code for a protein of 599 amino acids. The record is from RefSeq and is a predicted model, not a curated record. Gene Ontology annotation, molecular function: symporter activity. Gene Ontology annotation, biological process: transmembrane transport; sodium ion transport. The transcript has 17 exons. Gene Ontology annotation, cellular component: membrane.